CCCGCUCCGCCCGCCGCGGCCUGCCCCAGAAGUGUCACGUAACAAAGUUUUCAUAUGAAAACAGAAAAUGGCUUCAAGAGGAACAACAGAGACCAGUAAACUGAAACAGAACUUGGAAGAGCAGUUGGACAGGUUAAUGCAGCAGCUUCAAGAUCUGGAGGAAUGCAGAGAUGAGCUAGAUGCAGAUGAGUAUGAAGAGACCAAAAAAGAAACUCUAGAACAGCUGAGUGAGAUCAAUGACUCGCUGAAGAAGAUCAUGUCUGGAGAUAUGACUUUGGUGGAUGAGCUCAGUGGAAUGCAACUGGCAAUACAAGCAGCCAUCAGCCAAGCAUUUAAAACUCCAGAAGUAAUUAGAAUGUUUGCAAAGAAACAACCAAGGCAAUUGAGGACAAGGUUGGCAGAGAUGGACCGAGACUUAAUGGUUGGGAAGUUGGCACGAGACCUCUAUACACAGCAGAAAGUGGAAAUCCUGACUGCCCUCAGAAAGCUUGGUGAGAAGCUCACCCCCGAUGAUGAGAUGUUCUUGUCAGCAAAUGCUGGUACAGCCCUGAGCCAGUUUGAGAGAGUCUCCACUGACCUUGGAUCAGGAGACAAAGUCUUUGCUCUAGCAAGUUUUGAAGUAGAAAAGGCAAAACAAUGAAGAGGUGCGUGAGGCUUGUGUCUCUCCAGUUAACAGCAACAAUGGACUUCUGACAUACUGCAUUUGGUUUUUCUAUUUUUAAUAUGUUAGGGGGUGGGGGGGGAAGCAAAACAAAAAAACCCCGAAUGCUAAAAGCCCUAAAACCCAAAACCUCUUGGGUUCUUAACCAGAAGAUAUGAAGUAAACAUCCUUAAGUGCACUUUGGAACCUUGGUGUCUGUACCCCUUAGUAACAUAAGCUCUGAGGCUGAACACUAAGUGGUGCUCUAAAAACAAAAGCAUGGUAUGACUGUCUUUGGAAAGAAU
Messenger RNA from Mesitornis unicolor (brown roatelo), 945 nucleotides. It is a transcript of the gene LZIC, whose product is annotated as leucine zipper and CTNNBIP1 domain containing. NCBI's taxonomy places the organism in Eukaryota, Metazoa, Chordata, Aves, Mesitornithiformes, Mesitornithidae. Gene Ontology annotation, molecular function: beta-catenin binding. Gene Ontology annotation, cellular component: nucleus; beta-catenin destruction complex; cytosol. The coding region runs from base 68 to 640 and encodes 190 amino acids. Gene Ontology annotation, biological process: negative regulation of Wnt signaling pathway. The record is from RefSeq and is a predicted model, not a curated record. The transcript has 7 exons.